Oncorhynchus kisutch (coho salmon) is the source of this 1653-nucleotide messenger RNA. RefSeq lists its product as uncharacterized. Lineage: Eukaryota; Metazoa; Chordata; Actinopteri; Salmoniformes; Salmonidae. The record is from RefSeq and is a predicted model, not a curated record. The transcript is spliced from 7 exons. The coding region runs from base 1 to 1578 and encodes 525 amino acids. Gene Ontology annotation, molecular function: protein binding.
AUGGCCACAUCUACUGCAGAGCUGCUUCUGGCCACUCUGACAGAGCUGGGUAUGGAUGCGUUAAAGACAUUUAAAUGGUACUUUAUCUCCCAGUUGGGCUUCUCUCCCAUCCCAAAAUGCCAGUUAGAGGGUGCUGACAGAGAGGACAUUGUGGACAAGAUGGUGGAGACCUACAGCUUUGUGACCGCUCUGGAUAUCUCACUGAAGGUCCUGAGGAAGAUGAAACACAACAAUCAAGCUGAGAAGUAUGUUGACCUGGUGACAGAGGUACGAGGGUUCAAUGACCCUCAAAAGGAAGAGUACUUCAGGAAGAGAAUCAGCGAUGAGAACCUGGCCAGCAGAGUCAUCUCACACAUAAAGACAUCAACGAGCAUCUACAUCAUGUGCCACCUACCAGUCUUCUGUUGGAUAUCUGCUACAGUUCUAGAGAAAAUUAGUGAAGAAGAGAUUAGAGAGAUGCCAAAGACCCUAGCUCAAAUGUACACACAGUUUGCAGUUGUCCAGGCUAAACAGAUGAAUGUGAAGUAUUAUGGGAAAUAUGAGGACUUGGAUAUGUUUGAACUCAAGAAGUACUCCAGAUCAGAGGAAGGUCGGCUGAAGCUGCUGCCAUUGGUCAAAGCUUCAAGAACUGUGAGGCUGAACCAUUGUAACCUCUCAGAAGGAUGCUGUGAAGUGUUGGCCUCAGCUCUCAACUCCUCUUACCUGAGAGAGCUGGACCCGAGUGACAAUGACCUGCAGGAUUCAGGAGUAAAGCUACUCUCUGCUGGACUGGAGAAUCCACACUGUAAACUGGAAACACUAAGGUCAGUAGGCUGUCAGAUCACAGAUGAGGGCUGUGUUUCUCUCGACACAGCUCUGAGGUCAAACCCCUCACACCUGAGAGAGCUGGAUCUGAGCUACAAUCACCUAGGAGACACAGGAGUGAGACUGCUUUCUGCUGGACUGGAGGAUCCACACUUGAGACUGGAGAAACUCAAUAUGGAAAAUGGUGGAGAGUGCAGGAUCAAACCUGGACCUAAAAAAUAUGCUUGUGAGCUCCCACUGGACCUAAACACAGCACACAGACUCCUCACACGGUCCCAGGAGAACAGAAAGGUGACAUGGUUGGAGGAGCAGCCGUAUCCUGAUCACCCAGAGAGAUUUAAACAAAGGGAAAUGGUGCUGUGUAGAGAGGCUCUGUCUGGACGCUGUUACUGGGAAGCAGAGUGGUCUUUUAGGUCUUACAUGGGAAUGACAUAUAAAGGAAUCAACAGGAACAAGGGGGAUGAUGACGGUGUGCUUGGAUCCAAUGACAAGUCCUGGAGUCUACACUGCUCUGAUAAAAGUUACUCUGCCUCCCACAAUAAGAGUGCCACUGACAUACCUUUCCCCUCCUCCGGCUCCCACAAAGUAGGAGUGUAUCUGGACUGGCCGGCCGGCACUCUGUCCUUCUACAGUGUCACCUCUGACACACUGACCCACCUCCACACAUUCCACACCACGUUUACUGAGCCCCUCUAUGCAGGGUUUUGGCUUCUUGAGUGCAACACCUCAGUGUCCCUGUGUAAGGUAAAAAAGCUUCAUGUGUCCAGUGGAUAGUUUGUUAAUUUGUUGGUGAUGUGGACGCCAAGAGACUUGAAGCUCUCAACCUGCUCCACUACAGCCCCGUCGAUG